AUGGAGCUUGCAGCUGCAAGUUGUUCUAAUGACCUGAACAAUUUGACAGAAUCUUCCAAGAAGGCUCAGAUUUUCUUGGUGCAAAGAGGGAUGGAUAUGUACGUGCAUUAUUACAGUAAGGAGUUAGAUCAGAGUGGUAUUGAAGUGACUCCCAAGUGA
This is a messenger RNA of Dovyalis caffra, 159 nucleotides long. Lineage: Eukaryota; Viridiplantae; Streptophyta; Magnoliopsida; Malpighiales; Salicaceae. The record is from the annotation of a GenBank genome assembly.